This is a messenger RNA of Chilo suppressalis (striped riceborer), 2812 nucleotides long. The record is from the annotation of a GenBank genome assembly. NCBI's taxonomy places the organism in Eukaryota, Metazoa, Arthropoda, Insecta, Lepidoptera, Crambidae.
GCUGACUGUCACAUUCACGUAUUUCACGUGUGAUGGACUAAUGGCUAAUGGUGGUGGUUGUUGGUACUUUGGUACUUUUACCACGAAACGACAAAUAAAAUCUUUAUUCCUGUAUUGUAACAGUAAAUAGCGAAUAAGUGCAAUGAAGAAAAACAAGGGACAAAUCCGUCAGAAUGUUACUAACUCCAGAAAAGCUAUUCGAAAACAAAAGCGACUACAAAAAAAGGUUCACCGUCAAGAACACUACAUGAAGAAGAAAAGCAGUGACGAAACUCCCACUUACGUCGCCGGUAGAUUUGUAAAACGUCCUGCUGAUAGCCCUGAAAGAGAAACAAGAAUACAGAAGAAAAAGAAGAAGCCUCAACUCAAUCCUCUAGAUAUUCUCAGUAAAGAAAGGCAAAAAGAUAUCAAUGAAACUAAAAGACUUCAAUCACAAAUGGAAGAGCAGCGAAAAAAAGUUUUUCUCCAAGCAAAUGAGGAAGAAGACAAAAUUAUUAAGAAAUUAGAAAAGCAAUUGGGACUUAAAAAAAGCAAAAAUAAAAAGAGCUAUUUUGCUGAUGAUGGGCUUGAUUAUCUCUUAGAAAUAUGCGACAGGGCCACUAGUGAGCAAAUAGUAGCUGCUGAAAAGCAUUUGGCUGAUGUUGAUGCGGAGUCUGACUUUGAAGAAGAUCUGGCAGUAGUAACUGGAAAAGAAAUUUCCAGUAAAAAGAAAAGCAAAUCUCAAGAAGACAAAAAUGAUGAAUCCAAUGAUGAUUUGAGUGGUAAUGAUAGUGAAAAUGAAUUAGACACUGCAGGCAGUGAAGAUUUUGAAGAUGGAUCUAGUAUAGAUAGUGAAGAAAGUGAUGAUGGUGAUGAAGAAAAGUUUAGUGAUGAUGAGGAAAUGUCAGAUAUAGAUGAAAAAAGCGACCUGAGCGAUGAACCUGAAGAGCAACCUCCUAAGUCAAAGAAAGCCAAAAUUACCAGAGAAAAUGAUAAUGGAAAAAAAAUAAGUAUUACAGAAGUAAAGAAAAACAGCAAACCUAGAAUAAUCAAGGAAGAUGAUUUAAGUAAAGUAUUCAGUGAUGAUGAAGUAUCACACCUGUCUGGUGACGAUGAUGAUGAUAUGGAACAUUUAUUAGAUGAUAAAGAUCCGGAAAAAGUCAGUACAGCAGAAAAUUCAGAAAAACCAGAUGUCUGGGAAGAUAUUUAUGGUAGGAAAAGGGAUAAAGAAGGAAACAUAAUCAAGGAAGUAAAGGGCACUUACAUUCCACCACAUUUAAGAAAUAAGGCUACAGAUAAAGAUAUGACACAAUUGAACCGACAAAUCAAAAGUGUUUUAAACAAAUUAGCGGGUGCGAAUCUCCACUGGGCGUGCCGCAGUAUAGAAGCUCUGUACGGAGCUAACAGCGCUCACGCCGUCAACUCCUCCUUAUGGCAGGAAUGGGCUUCUCGGGCUACGCCUGUGGAACGUACCCCGCCAAGACUGUUGGCAGAACACGCUGCCCUUAUAGCUGUACUGCAUGCAGACCUGGACAACGAGAUAGGCGCCUACUUUUUACAAGAAUUGGCCAAAAAGUUCGAUGAACUUAUGAAAGUUCCGCAGCCAAUGGAGGACAAGACUUUAGACAAUCUGGUGUGCGGCUUCGCUCACCUCUAUAGUUUUAAGAUCUUCCACGCAUCAUUACUCUACGAUGUCUUAAGUCGUCUUCUAGAAGAAUUGACAGAGAAGAAUAUAGAAUGCGUAGUGGCAGCAUUAGGCUGCGUGGGUGGAGUUCUGAGGAAAGAUGAACCUUUAGCUUUGAAGACUUUCAUACAAGACACUCAAGGAAAGGUUACUGCACUCAAUAUAGCGGCUUCUGAAGGGUCUCGCAUAAAGUUCCUACUGGAAGUGUUAAUGGCGGUGAAGAACAACAAUUUAACCAAGAUCCCCAACUACGACCCCUCGUACGGGGAACAACUUAGGAAGCAAAUACGAAGCGUUAUUAGACGAGGGAACUAUGUCACGCCUUUACAUAUAAGACUGGAAGAUUUAUUAAAAGCUGAAGAACGCGGUAAAUGGUGGGUAGUUGGGUCGGCGUGGGAAGGAACGAGAAGGGAAGAGAACAUACCGGCCUCUCAGCCUCUUCCCCUUCCUUCUGCGGACCAGAAGCUUCUAGAACUAGCGAGGAAACAGAGGAUGAACACUGACGUCAGAAGGAGCAUAUUCUGUGUCAUUAUGGCUGCUGAGGAUUACAUGGAUGCUUUUGAGAAACUCCAGCACCUGGGUCUUCGCGGGCAGCAGGAGAAGGAAGUUGUUCACGUAUUGUUAGCGUGCUGUCUUCAGGAGAAAGUUUACAACCCUUACUACGCAGUGUUGGCGUUAAAACUGUGUAACACUGAUAGGAAGUACCAGCUCUCUAUACAGUACUCCACGUGGGACAAGAUAAAGGAAUUGAAAACGUUGGCCAAACACAGCGUCACCAACCUAGCGCAGUUAUUGGUUCAUUUGAUACUCGCCAAAGGACUGCCUCUGUCUGUUCUCAAGGUAAUCCAAUUCUCCGACCUAAACAAGCAUACAGUGAAAUUUAUGCGACAGAUUCUCCUCGCCAUAAUAUUAAACGCUGACCUCCAAGCUUCCCUCGAAGUCUUCCACAGGAUAUCGAAACCGCCCAAACUGCACAUGUUCAGGGAAAGCGUCAAACUAUUCAUACAACACUUCUUACUGAAGAACGCCAGCAAAAGUAAUGUGCUCAGCGACCAAGAGAUGGCGCUGUUGAAAGAAAGAUCCGUCGAAGUUGAAAAGAUUCUGACCAUGCACGAAUCCAAGUUAAGGUUAUAAAUAAAUGUUGUUGAA